This is a messenger RNA of Haliotis rubra (blacklip abalone), 8158 nucleotides long. RefSeq names its product protein mono-ADP-ribosyltransferase PARP14-like. Lineage: Eukaryota; Metazoa; Mollusca; Gastropoda; Lepetellida; Haliotidae. Gene Ontology annotation, biological process: negative regulation of gene expression. The coding region runs from base 922 to 4479 and encodes 1185 amino acids. Gene Ontology annotation, cellular component: cytoplasm; nucleus. Gene Ontology annotation, molecular function: transcription corepressor activity; NAD+ poly-ADP-ribosyltransferase activity. The transcript is spliced from 13 exons. The record is from RefSeq and is a predicted model, not a curated record.
GAGAGCAACUGUACAGGUCAGAGAAGUUCCACAGACUACCAGUAUCACAGUAAGAAACAUUCCAGAGAAUUCAACCGAGGAUGCUGUGUCCAUGUAUUUCGAAAACAGCAAAAGAAGUGGUGGUGGGGAAAUAGAGGAGGUGAUCUUGAAUACACCAGAACGGUCAGCUGUUGUCAGAUUCAAGAAAAGUUCAGAUGCUGACUCGGUAUCAGAGCGUCCUCAUACUUUGAGUGGAACAACUGUGGAUGUGAGCCUGCAUUUUGAGUGUCUUGGAGAGUCAGGUGGCUCCAAAGAACCGCCUUCUACAAAGAUUCCAGAUCCAGAACACAUCAAGGUUGAUGUCUACAAGAUUAAAUAUCUUGUAGCAAAUAGGUCCAGACUGGAAGAAAUCAAAGAUGAACUUUCCAAAAUACACAGUGACGUUGAAAUAGAUGUUGGCAAAAAGGAAAUCACACUCACCCCAACUUUUACCGCUGAGCAAACCAGAACCAUCAGUCGAACUUGGUCAAGAGAUGUAGUAACGGCAAUGGAGAAACAGCUGGACACAAUCGUGGUGCAGAUGAUUGAUGUCAAUACUGAAGUGUGGCCCGAUGUGGAGUCUAAAGUGAGAGAAUUUGAAGGGGGAGAUCCGAAAGUUUUUACAGAGGAGUCUGACUGUCGAGUCGUUGCAGUUGGGUCGAAGGAACUGGUAGCUGAAACCAUCAGAAAGAUGAACGAAGUUGUUAAAGACAUACAGGCAGAAAAUGAAAGACGUAAAAAUCAAGUAACUGAGAGAAAAGGGUAGCUGGACCAAAACUUCGUAUUUUAGAAGCAAAAGGUUUUCUGAACAAGUUUACCCAAGAAUAUAUUAGGGUAACCAUCGACAUUGAAGCAGGCGAGAUUGUAUUUGUCGGCCCAGCAGAAGAAGUACAGAAUGCACAAAUGCAGAUGUAUAGUGAACUAAAUGAAAUUUCAUCACAAACAAUAACAAGCUUUUCAGGGAAUAUGACAGAGCUACUCAAGCGUCCCACUGUACAGGAAUACCUCCUACAGAAACUGGAGCAACAGAACAUGGCUGCUGAAGGAUCCUGGGAGCCUGGAAUGGACGGCAUCAUCAUAUACUACACCAGCAGUUCAGGUUUGGAGACAUUGGUACAGUUCUUGAAAACCUCAGUUAAGGAAGGAACUGUGAAGCUUGACAGUGAGCAAACGCCUCUGCUGACGUCACAAGGUUUUGUUGAAGAAGUUGAAAACCUAAAACGAGAUCGACAAGACAGAUUGAUCAUCACUCCUCUGGUGGACAGGAAACGUCUCUGCAUAACAACUGUCUGUGAAGAUUACAGCUAUUCCCAAUCGGCAAUAACCAACUUCCUUCAAGUUAAUACCAUCUACACAGAGGAAAUGACUUAUAGUCAAUCCAUUCUAAAGUUUCUUUCUAUGCACUGCAGAGCGAACUUAGACAGCAUCACCCAGGACCUGAAACAGUUCAGUGUCCGCUUCGUUUGCAAGGAAAGUCCACAGUUUUCUGUAACACUGAAGUCUACCCAAAAGGGUGUCACUCAAGCUAAGAUGUUUCUCAAGGGUAUCACUGACACGAUUUCAUGUCAAAAGCGUGUUCUGCAACGACCAGGUAUAUAUGACUUCCUUCACUCAGGAGAUGUCAUACAACAAGUAGAGAAGAAUGCAAAAUGUGUCAUCUCAAGGAGCGGUGCCGAUUCUGAUGAGGCGACAAAUACUCGCCCGUCAUCUGAUGAUGUCUCAGAGAUGAAAUACGAACUGGCUUUUGAUUGUGCUCCAUGGCCAGACAUGAUGAAGAAGAUCCAUGUUGUGGUUGGCAGUAUGGUUCGAUUGGCGUCUGAUGUUGAGGCAGUGGUGGUUGUGUUGAAGAAAGACCUGAGCCCAGAUUCAAAACAAGCUGCAGCUGUCAUUGAAAAAGCUGGAGAAAGUGUAAUGGCUACAGUCAGAUCCUCCGGAAGAUGCAGCAUGGAAGGAGAUGUAAUGGCAACACCAGCCGGGCGACUUCCCUGCAAGCGGCUUAUCCAUGCAGUUGGUCCUGACACAAACAGCACGUAUGAUGUGCAGGAAAUUAUCAAAGCAGUUGUCAUUGCUAGUCUGGAUGAAUCUGAUCAGCAACGUUUGACCUCAGUGGCACUCCCUGCUUUCAACACUACAGUCACACACAGGUCAAUGUCUUUCGAUGAAAGGAUCAAGUUCAUCUUCGAAGGAAUAAGAAGCUUCUACAGCAACAGCAACAAUGUCCAGGAUGUUUAUAUUUGUUUGGAAGAUUGGACGGAUUGUCAGCCGGCAUGGAAACAGUCUGUCGCUUUGUUUGGGGAGGAACGUGUUUUUGCAAACCAGAAGGAAGAAGAACAUGUGCGAAUGCCCUCCCUUCGUGUCCGUAGACGACGAGGACACCCUCUUGGCGCAAGUCAGUCCCAGCUGAAUCUGUCGGCAAUGGUUCCACCUGAAAACGAGGAGAUACCAGCUGCAGCAGCUGCACCGGUUGCUGAAGCACCUGUUUCCAAUAUGCCCAAACCUCGAAUAUUGUUGGUGAAAGCGGAUAUGGGAGUCGAGGAGGCUGACGUCAUCGUAAGCUCAUCUAACACCAACCUGGAUCUUGAUCGUGGCAUGGUGUCGAAAUCACUUCUGAAACAUGCAGGCCCGUCCAUUCAAGCUGAGUGCAAAGAGAAGUACCCGGAUGGAAUACAAUUGGGUGACAUAGCAGUAACGAAGGGAGGAGACAUGCAGUGUGUUGAACAGAUUUAUCACUGUGUUUUGCCCAACUGGGAUGAUGGUACAGGGACACAGACACUGAUUGACACUUUGAACGCCCUGCUCCUGAAGGUCCACAAUGGAGGCUGGAGGUCCAUGGCCAUACCUGCUCUUGGAACAGGAAAUCUUGGCUAUGCCAGAACUCUGGUUGCCAAGGUUAUGUAUGAAACGGUGAUCCAGUUUGGGAAGGACAAUACCGACACUCCCAUCAGAGAUGUCCUGUUCAUUGUCUACCCUGGAGAUAAAGAGAGUUGCAAGGUUUUCGAGGCAGAGAACAAAAAGUAUGUGGAAUCUCUCGGUGGAAAGGUUGCUGACUCUCAGAAUGAGAUCGAUGCCGAGAGAGAGCUUCAAAUGGAACUGUACAGGGAGAAUCUGAAAGCCAACAAGGAAAAGAGGGAUAAUCCAACCCAAGCACCUGUAUCUGGCAAUCCCAUAUCUGGAUUCUUUGGGGGAAUUAAAAAUUGGUUAUCUGGCAAGAAAACCGAUGUUCCAGCACAUGGUCAACCGCAUGAACCAGAUUUCAGCUCACACAGCACCUCCAAACCUUCAGACAGCAACUCCAAACCUUCUGAGAUGUCUCUCUGGUUCUAUACAGAUCAACCAACAAAUGUUCAAAAAGCUGUUGACAUGAUAUACAGCGAGUUGGAUAAGGAAGAACAGUGUAAAGUUAUCAAAGAGGCCUCCCUAAAGAAAUGGAGUCAAGAGCAGAUUGACAAAUUGAACAAACUCCAACAUCAGCAUGGAGUACAAAUGAAUGUGAAUAGGCAUAUGGGUCGCAUCAGGGUAACCGGCCUUUUGUCCAACGUAUCGGAUGCGUGUAACUCUAUCUACCAGAUGAUCCGAGAAGUUGACAAGGAAAUCAACGAACAACAGUAUGCUGAGGAGCUACAGAAGGUGGUCCAGUGGUAUUAUAUUGAGACAGACGAAGAGACGGCAAAUAACGUCAUGACCAAGUAUGACCUUCUGACGAAUGCGGUGCUGGAGAAAGCCUUCAAGAAAGGGCAGACGAAGAAAGUUGAACAUGAUGGUGUCGUGUUCGAUUUCAAUGACUGGGUUGAAUAUCCUGUUGACGAUGACCAAGACCAAGUGAAGAUUAUUAGAAAAGAUUUUGUGAAAGGUUCCUCUUCGAAAGUCCCCGACACGUGGGAACAGGCAGGUGAUGAAGUUUCGGUCAAACAGGUGGCUGCAGGGACUCCCGAGUAUCAGAGCGUUUUGAAAACUAUCACAGACUCGUUUGGUGGAGGAACACUCCAGGUCAUUAGGAUUGACCGAGUCCAGAAUAACGUCCUGUACCAGCAGUUCCAUGCUAAGAAGAACCAGUUGGAGAACCAGAACCCUAACGUUGUUGUAGAGAGGUAUCUAUGGCACGGAACCAAGCAGGAACACACAAUGAAUAUCUGCAACUAUGGAUUUAACAGAAGCCACUGCGACAAGAGCCAGAGUGAGUAUGGGGAGGGAGUCUACUUCACCACUACCGCCCCUGCAGCCGCCCAGGACAGGUAUGCCCCUGUAGACGCCAACGGGAAACGGUACCUCUUCCAGAGCAGAGUCCUCACGGGAUCCUUCACGACGGGCCAGGCCCAACUGAGAGUCCCACCUCCUCGUGAUCCCGCUAAGCCAGAACUCCUGUAUGACAGUGUGGUCAACGAUCCAGCCGACCCCAAGACCUUUGUCAUUUUCAGCGAUACCCAAGCGUAUCCAGAAUACUUCAUCACGAUCAAAUGUUAGCUUUUCAUGUCACAGGAUGUCAGUCAUUGAUGUUUUCUCUGGUCUUAUACAAAUAUUAGCAGUGGUUGCAAAUAUAUAUUUGUGGCUUAGUUUUAGCUAUAUAACUUGAACUGUACCUUGUUUUUUGUUGAUUUAUAUGGUAAUGCACCUGUCUGUAAAGUAUAGUACUGAAAAGGGAUUUCUCGUAGAGGCACAAGUGUUUGUGUUCUACCUUUUUUCAUAGAUUUAGGUAUACUAUAUAACUUGUAAUGUGAAAUAAGAGGUUGUAAUAUUGUGAAAUAAUAUUGUUUUAUCAUGAGUAAAUUUUGGUGGCCAUAAGUAUGUUUUGACACAUUAUUAUAUUGACAGAUUGUCACAUUCUGCCUUUAUUCCCAUAAUAAGCGUCCUUUUCAUUCUGCAUUUUCUUCUUGUGAGCACAAAAAAUCAUGUUCCUGUCUAGAUGUUGUCUUAAUGUACAAAUGCGAUAAUUUAUUGCACUACGAACUGUACAAUACAACAUUAAGGUUUUGAUAGGGGAACCUUGUAUAUUGUAUGUUUCAUUGUAAACUAUAUUAUAAAUUCAACUUACAAACUUUCAACCUUACUUGCCUAUUCAAUAUGGCCUCGAUAACGUGUUUGUGUAUGGAUCUUAUUGAAACAUAUCAGAUUUUGUAUAUGUCCAACUGGGCUGCUGAAGGAGCUUCAAAUACGAGGGUCCGUCUAAAAGUACUCGGUCUCACCUAGAUAUUAACACAAAUGCAGCUGUUUUAUGUUAUAUUUUUCUACAUGUUAUCUGUCAACCUCAUGCAAAUUAGGUUUUGCUGUGUUCAAGCAGGGAGAAUAGAAGACGUGCUGUAGAUUAUCCCUGGUUCAAGCCUCACGAUCCCCAUUUUGACUUUUUAUCUUGGUACUCCCCAAAACGCAAAAUCUGCAAUAAAUGCAUCACUAACUUUAGGAAACAAAAUAUGCAAUAAACAUUUUGUGUGUUUGAGGUAGGAAGAAGUCGGCUAGAAUCAAACUUAGAUAUUAAAGUGCAUAUGCAAACAAUUUAAAACUAAAAAUGUUUACUGAAAGAGCAUGUUUUGGAGACACUACCCACCCCUUUUCAGAUGACGUAAUCAUAAGGACAUAACUUCUUUUUUUUCACUUAUCCAUACAUGAUGCCAAUGGUUCAAACUCAAUAUUGAAUGGCCACACACCUGUCAGCUCUCGAUAUAUUGUAAAUAGGGCCGGCUUGAAUAUCUGGACACAAUGUUUUUGAAAGACUAAAAUGGGGGUGUCCUUAAAAACAGCCCCGUGUAAAUCUAAAUUAAGCAAUUCAAAUAUUUGACUGUUGAUUAUGACGGGAAGUCUUCCAAUACUACACUGAGCAUAUUUUAUGAUAUUAUCUGAGGGCAUACCAUUAUCCAAGAGGUGCCAAUGACAGAUCGUUUUUCAUUUUCUGCAAUUCUUUAGAAACAUAUUCCAAUGUGUUGUGAUGACUAAUAUCUCGUUAACUGCAUUACCCACAUAAGUGAAAUUUUGGUUAUGGCUUUGCUAAUGAUGCCUUCCAACUAAGGAGGAAGCUUUUCAAACAUUGGACAUCGAGAAUAUAGUUAAACCGAGUACUUUUUGACCGACCCACGUACACGGAGACAAGAUGUUUCAGAUAGUCGGGAAGGUUAUCGUUGUAGAGGCAGACAUGAGUCAGAAUGAGGAUUUUGAAGGUAAUUCUUGCAGAGCAUAAGAAUCACAAUAAUCGAGACAAGGCAUUCUCUGAUGUUCAUGUUUUAUGUACUUUUUUCAUUUUAGCGAAAGAGCAAUGGUGCACCUGUACUGACCUGUAGGCAGUUUGUAACAGUGAUUAUCAUGUGACAAGUUUUAAUGAAAGGUCCGCCGUGUUAUUGCUGGAAUAUUGCUAAUAGUGUAAAACUACACUCACUCAUUCACUUUUAGAAAAGGCCAAGACGUUAUAUAUUUUGAAAUACUUCAUCAUGAUCACUAGGAUUACAAGUCUAACAACGUGAUAGAAUAACAAUACAUAAGCACGACCUUUGCUGACAGUCAGAACAUAGAAAAUACGAAGUUUAGGAGGAGUAUGGCAAUACAACACAACUGAUGUGUAUGACAGUACGGAAGAAAACGUGCUCUUCAUCUGUAAGACUUCCUAUUAUAAGUCUGUCAUAAAGUGUAAAAUGAAUUACAAGGAAAUCAUUGUUUUCUGGAAAUCAGUGCCUCACAACGUUGAUUCUCUUAUGGGUGAGUGAGUUUAGUUUUACACCUCGUUUAGCAAAAUUCCAGCAAUAUUACAGCGUGGACACCAGAAAUGUGCUUCACUGAUUGCACCCAUGUUGGGAAUCGAACCGGGUAUUCUGCGUGACGAGCGAACGCUUUAACCCCUAGAGCUACCCCACCGCCCCUGAUUCUAGUCUGAGACAGUCAGGAUCGGGUUUGAUUCCGUUGUAGACGUAAGAACAAUGUCUCUUGUUUUUAAUUCUUGUUACGCACGUGUAGGUUGCACUGAUCACGUGUUGAUCACGUGUAUUAUUACAGACUCAACGUCCCAUUGUGACGCUUCUUUGAUUAACUCUAUCUGUGAUAUGGGCAACCGUUGGUAUCUUCACUUCUGGGCACAGGAUAUGAUAAGGGACCACUUGAAAUGAUUAUUAUGAUGACACGUAAAGACAUUCCUACAUUGGUUAUGACACACAGCUCGUCUAAACCCAAUGUUUCGAUUUUUGGACUUCAAGUCGAACCUUUGAAAAAUACUUCCUGGACCGUACACAUAUUUUAACCCCUAUUUUGCCUUGUAAUGUGCAUCACAAAGGUGGGGGUGUUUUAAUUUCCAUUCAUAUGAGUACAUCAGCUAUGAUAAUGUUGUCUAACUAUUUCGAUCAUGUGUAGAUCACGUGGGCCAGGAAGCACCUGUGUCAUACCUUGUCUUUAAGACAUAUUGUAUUUUUCCUUAUAUACAGCGGAUUGGUGAUGAUCGAUUACAGUAAAUACAAUCUGAAUCUUAUGAAUUAUAACAUUCCUAUGCUGACAGAUUUUACAGUUAUUUUAAUCAUGUAGGUUGAUUGCCUGUUAUGUAUUUACUGAAUGACCUAUGUCACCUUUGAUAAUACGAGGAGAAUAGUGAUUUUAUCCCACAGUAUGAAAUUGCGUUUAAAAUGAUAUUGUGUUAACAUUUGUAAACAGUCUGCGAAAAUAGCUUUAUUUUGUACAUCGUGUAUGGUAUACAUUAAAUUUGAAUGUAGGUUUAUUUGGAUAUAUUUGCAUGUCAGACAUAAAUAACAUGGUUAUCACGGCCGUGUUAUUAGUAUGAUGAUAUUAGUAGCGAUAUUCAAAAGAUCUGAUUGAAACUUAAGGCCGUAUAUAAAAAUAUUCUUGUUUCUUAUUACCGCCUGACCCAAACACCCGACCCGACCCUAUGAUUUUAUAAUUUCUUUACACCAGAGAAAAUGCUUUGACUCUCAAAAUGUGCAUGACUUUUUCUACACUUCUAAGUUUUGAUUUUCUAUCGGAGCAAAGGUGUAAAUUUCCACAGAAAUCAAGGGGUUUUGGACAUAAAAUAAAAUAAAAUGUAAAAAUAAAAUCCGAUCAUAUGUCUUUUUAAAAGUAAUGAGAAACAAGUAUAUUGUUUAUGUGGCCCUUUUUUGAAAACAGAUGUUCAGGCGAAUGACUCUAUCUGUGUGUACCUUGAUUAAAGAAUAAAGGAGAA